Molecule: messenger RNA, 2219 nt
Organism: Zophobas morio
Lineage: Eukaryota; Metazoa; Arthropoda; Insecta; Coleoptera; Tenebrionidae
Product: ankyrin-3-like
Exons: 2
Coding region: 143-1981 (612 amino acids)
Biological process (GO): innate immune response
Cellular component (GO): cytoplasm
Molecular function (GO): protein binding
Source: RefSeq, a predicted model, not a curated record
CAGUAUAUUUACCUACCGUAUAAUAUGACGUCAAUAGUCGUUAUCUAUUUUAUGGGUUUCACAAUCGUUCACUAGUGAAUUCUGAUUUCAGUCGCAUUUAUACGAUCGAAAGCCCAUCAACCCUCAAAUUGUGCUAAAUAAGAUGAGCGAUUCUAUGGUGACAUCCCUCUUUUGGGAAUCAGUAGUACUGGGAAACCUUGACCUACUUAAAAACUUCCUGGAAAAGGGCGGAAACAUCAAUUCCGUGAACUACAAGGGCGAAUCAAUUCUUCUAGUAGCCGCCACAAGCGGUCAUCUUCCUCUAGUCGAAUAUUUGGUGGAAAAUGGCGCCGAUGUCAAUCUUGCCGGUUCUGGAAAACACACACCACUGAUUACAGCUUCCCAGAGGGGACACUUGGAAAUCGUCCAAUUCCUCCUCGACCACAAAGCAGAGAUCGACAGUGCUACGGUGGAUGGUGAAAAUUCAGUACUCGUUUCUCUGGCUAGCGGAAAUCUACACAUUACGGAAUUUCUGAUUGAGAAAGGCGCUAACAUUAACUGCGCCGAUUGUGACGGUAUAAAUCUGCUGCACAUAGCAGCCAAAAUUGGUUCUUUAAAAAUCACCAAAGUGCUUCUGGAGAAAAACCUCAAUGUUAAUGCUGCGACUAUUGAAGGAGAAUCAGCUUUAUUCAUGGCAGCUGCGAGUGGUAACUUGCACAUCGUCAAGUACUUGCUAAAGAAAGGAGCUGACAUCAAUCAGAAGAACAAAAACGGAGCUACACCUUUCUUCAACGCCGUGGCCAAAGCACAGUUCGAAGUUAUCAAGUACUUGAUUAAAAAAGGUGCCGAUCUUAGUGUACGUGACGAAUUGGGCAACAGCGUCGUAAUGAUUGCCACUCGAUUCCAACAGAUUGACAUCAUCAGGUACUUUCUUUCCAAAAAGCUCGACAUCAACGCGCAGAACGACGACGGUAUGUCGCCACUUUGUAUAGCGUCAGUUUUCAACUACAUGCUUUUGGUGAAAUUUCUAGUGGAAAACGGUGCCGAUGUCAAUAAUGCGUCUUCCGAGAAGUGGAAACCGAUUUAUACAGCUACACUUGAAGGAAAUUUUGAGCUUGUCAAAUAUUUGGUCGACAACAAAGCCGAAGCGAAUGGUAAAUAUUUGGUCGUAGCGGCCAGUCGAGGAUUUUUGGAGUUGGUUGAGUACUUCGUGAGUCUAGGCUUAGAAGUUAAUUACUAUGGCAGAAACAAAGAAACUGCGUUGUUCGUCGCUGUUUGCGACGACCAUUUCGACGUUGUUAAAUAUUUGAUAUCAAGUGGAGCUGACGUUAACAUCGCUGAUGACGACGGAAAAGCUCCUUUGUUUUUGAGUGCUUUUAAUGGAAACCUUGACAUUACGAAGCACUUGGUGGCCCAUGGAGCUGAAGUCAAUAUGUGUACAGAAGACGGUGCUACCCCCUUACACGCAGCAUCUGCUAAAGGCCAUUUUGAAAUUGUCAAGUACUUAAUAGAGAAACGUGCCAAUGUCAAUAUGGCCAACAUGAUGGGCGCUACUGCUUUAUAUGAAGCAACUUGUGGAGGAUACAUAAAUAUUGUCAAGUUCUUGGUUGACAAUAAUGCGGAUGUUAACAUCGUCGCUACAGAAAAUCAUUACUCGCCUUUAUUAGCGGCGGUACAAAAUGGCUAUUUUGAUAUUGUCACGUGUUUGUUAGAACAUGGUGCUGACGUCAACAUUGUCAAUGCACACAACAACAAUGUUUUGCACUACGCUGCUGACGAAGGACUUCUUGAUUUGGUGAGAUUGUUCGUUAGUAGAGGUGUUGAAGUGAAUAAAGUAGAUGAUGAAGGUGACACGCCGUUGCUGUGGGCUGCUGAAAGUGGGCACGUGGAAGUUUGUGAUUUCCUUAAGGAACAUGGAGCAGAUACUACGGUCGUCAACAAGAAAGGAGCGACUGUUGAUACGUUUUUGGCCUCGAAAUUGUCUCAGUUAUAUCAAAGUUAGUGGUAAUGUAAAUUGUUGAAAAUUCUAAAAUUCUAAAAAUGUAAAUUUAUUUUGAACUAAUUAAAUUGUGUCCUCCAUUGAUUUUAUUAAAGUUUGUGGUGGAGAGAUAAAUGUUGUAGGGUUAGUAUUUCGCUCCAAAAAUUUGUUUUAUUUUAUUUUAUUUUGACAAUCACUUAAAUAUUUUCUGUAUUUUUUUGUAUAAUAUGUUUUGAAGGUAAAUAAAGUACUAUUAUUAUUA